Molecule: messenger RNA, 1552 nt
Organism: Capsicum annuum
Lineage: Eukaryota; Viridiplantae; Streptophyta; Magnoliopsida; Solanales; Solanaceae
Product: GATA transcription factor 12
Exons: 2
Coding region: 187-1233 (348 amino acids)
Biological process (GO): positive regulation of DNA-templated transcription
Cellular component (GO): nucleus
Molecular function (GO): zinc ion binding; sequence-specific DNA binding
Source: RefSeq, a predicted model, not a curated record
UUGUCCCCUUCAAACGCAAAUAAACCCCCUCUCCUUUCUCUUCUUCUUCCACCUCUCUCUCUUUUUCAAAACUUCACUCCUCACAACUCUUUUUCCCCUCUAAAUGUUUUCCUUCUCACACCAAAAAACACACACUCCUUGCACACAUUCCUCUUUUUAGCACCUUUUUGCAUAAUUUCUACCCUCAUGGACGUGGAAAAACCAGAAUUCUUCGAUGCCAAAAACGGUGAUCAUUUCGUUGAGGACUUUUUGGACUUGCCUAACGAUGACGGAAUGGUCACUGAUGGCACGUUGGAUGCUACGGUCACCGGAAAUUCCACGGAUUGUUCGGUCCUCGAUAAUUCAUGCAACUCCUCAAUGUCCGGAAGCCAUCACGGCCCACUACUUGGUGACAAUAUUGGCUAUCGAAAUUUCUCCGAGGGACACUUCUCCAAUGAAUUCCCCGUGCCGUAUGAAGAUUUGGUUGAGCUGGAAUGGCUAUCGAGUUUUGUGGAAGAAUCAUUCUCAAGCAACGACACGCAGAAAACACAGAUGAUGCAAGCAAUGAAGAGUCGAACUGAUUCCGAGAUUCACCAAUUCAUUCCUGACCCGAACCUAUCAUUCGCAGCGUCUAGCGCACAAACCUUCAAGCCGGAAAUGCCUGUCCCAGCCAAAGCACGUAGCAAGAGGUCACGUAUGGCUCCAGGCAACUGGGCCUCUCGCUUGCUAGUCGUGUCUCCCAACACCAUAACCCCGGAAUCCCUGAUGGACCCGACAUCAAUGCAAGACAUGUCAUCGUCAUCAGAGUUCGGAAUGAUGAUUCCGAGCUCUGGCAAGAAGACGGUGAAGUCUUCUACUCCGAAAAAGAAAGAUAGUACUACUAGUCAUCAUGGUCCAAGUAACAUGGCUAGCAAUACUGAAGGAAGGAAGUGUCUUCAUUGUGCUACCAAUAAGACACCCCAGUGGAGGACAGGACCAAUGGGUCCAAAAACACUUUGCAAUGCUUGUGGUGUAAGGUACAAGUCUGGACGUCUCGUCCCUGAAUAUCGACCUGCUGCUAGCCCGACUUUUGUGCUCACUAAACACUCCAAUUCUCACCGCAAAGUACUUGAGAUUCGGAGGCAAAAGGAAGUUAUAACUCGUGCUGAACACCAACACCAAUUCCUUCCCCAGAACAUGAUGUUCGAUGUAUCCAAUACGGAUGAUUACUUGAUUCAUCAACAUAUUGGGCCAGAUUUUCGGCAGCUAAUCUAGUGAUCAACGUACUGCCGGUGCAGGAGUUUGCUUUCUGAUCUUGAAUUUCCCUUGUUAGAGGAUUGAAUUUCCUCAAAUUUUUUCUAGAUUAAUUUACUAGGACUAGAUUCCUAACUUUUCGAAUUUUGUAGCUUUGUCAUAGAAAUUGAAAAAACAAUAUUAAAGGAAAAGUGAGACUAAAAGACAAGAAAGAAUGAGCAAUACAAGUAGAAGGUGUAGGGUCUAGUAUCCUAAGAUUAUGUUCCUUUGCCAAAAUCAUGGCAAUUUCAUCGAACCAAUUUUUCCUGUUAUACAAUUAAAUUUGCUUUACUCUUUUUUA